Limulus polyphemus (Atlantic horseshoe crab) is the source of this 4742-nucleotide messenger RNA. RefSeq names its product mitochondrial ornithine transporter 1-like. The record is from RefSeq and is a predicted model, not a curated record. Gene Ontology annotation, biological process: mitochondrial L-ornithine transmembrane transport. Gene Ontology annotation, molecular function: L-ornithine transmembrane transporter activity. Bases 88 to 1083 code for a protein of 331 amino acids. Lineage: Eukaryota; Metazoa; Arthropoda; Merostomata; Xiphosura; Limulidae. The transcript is spliced from 8 exons.
GUUAGCCUUUGUCAUCUUAUGUUAACAAUACAUUUUGGAUGUUAGUUUGCUACUAGGAACUAUACAGUAUUAGAUAUUAAUAUUAAAAUGGCAUUAGAAACUCCAGUUUUCCCUCCUCAACAUGAACCUCAUCUUCCACCUGGGGUAGACCCUGAGGAAUGGAGAAAAACUCAUACCUAUGAACAUUAUAUUACUGCCUGUAUUGAUCUCACUGCUGGUGCUGCAGGUGGUACAGCUAAUGUGAUGGUAGGUCAACCUUUAGACACAAUCAAGGUCAAAAUGCAAACUUUCCCAGAGUUUUAUAAAAGUAGUUUGUUGUGCUUUCGUCAGACCAUAGCGAAAGAAGGUUUUCGAGGAUUGUAUGCUGGGACAGUGCCUGCACUUGCUGCUAAUAUAGCAGAAAAUUCUGUUUUGUUCUGUGCAUAUGGAGUAUGUCAAAAGUUGGUUCAGAAAAUAACAAAAACACAGAAGGUGGAGGAACUGGGACCUUUGUCAAAUGCGACGGCUGGAUUUCUUGCUGCUUUUUUCUCCUCUUUCAGUCUUUGUCCAACUGAACUUAUUAAGUGUCGUCUUCAAGCUAUGAGAGAAACAAGUUUAUUAGAAGGGAAUAAUUCUACUGUAAAAAAUAUUGGACCAUGGAGUCUGACGAAACAAAUCCUUCGAGAUGAAGGUAUUACUGGAAUGUUCAGGGGACUCGUUCCCACUUUUGCUCGAGAAAUGCCUGGAUAUUUUUUCUUUUUUGGUGGAUAUGAAUUUACAAGAUCUGCUCUUACACCUGCAGGAAAAACCAAAGAUGAAAUAGGUCCGUUACGAACUAUAAUAGCCGGUGGGGUAGGAGGAGUAUGCUUAUGGGUUUCAAUUUUCCCAACGGAUGUAAUCAAAUCAAGAGUCCAAGUCCAAGGAUCCAAAGAGAACAUGAUCUUUCUCAUGAGGAAGAUUGUUAGAACAGAAGGUAUUCUGGCUCUGUACAGUGGACUUGGACCCACCGUUUUACGAACUUUUCCAUCAACUGGUGCUCUCUUUUUAGCCUAUGAAUACACAAAAAAGCUUCUUCAUUAUGCCACUGGUGUUGAGCCAUGUUAAGGCAGGCAUUUACCUAAAACAAAUUCUGUUUUAUUUCAGACCCUUAUAUAAUUAGUAUGAUUUCAAAUAGAACUUGUAUAUCCAUAAAUAAGCAUGUAACAUUUUCCUUUUUUUAACCCAGAAAAAAAUAUUUUUGUAUUUAGUUUCACAUUCAUAAAGAUGUUACAAUUUUAUGUUCAAUGUUUAAAAAGGAAACAUGUUCAUUUUUCUCUUCCAAUAGUAAACAAAUAAAUGCAUUUGUUGUUACUUGAAAAAAUAUAUUCUGAAAGAUAGGUGAUUAUAUUUUAUGCCAUUUUCUGAAGUUCUGUCACGUGUAAUGGAAUUAAUGAAGUGUAAACAGGUCUGAUUUAUAUUUCUCUAGCUUUUGUGUUACCCACACCUAAGAAAGUUUUUGUUAUGUAGACUUCAAAAACCAUUUCUCUUCAUUAAAGCCUGUUUUACGUAAGACUUCUGGAGAACUUUAAUAUUUAACCUAAACAUUAAUGUCAUCGCAGUUAUAUAUAUAUUUUUCUGUUAACUGAAUUGAAGAAGUGGGUGUGUAUGUUAAAAAAAAAUAUAUUUUUCUAUGCAAAUAUGGUAUCUUUCCUCCCCACACAUGUAUAGUUAUUCUCAUUCAGUGAUACCAUCUAUAUGCAAAAAAUGUUUUCGCAUGCCACAUCCCUUGAGCUCCCAUGUACCUCACAACCAACAUGAUUCACUGCAUUUUGCAUGUAAGUCAUCAUGUGAUACACCCUCCCAACACAUGCGAUUCCCUCUGUUCAAUUCAACUGAAUUAUCACUUGUUAGCCAGUGAUUUAGUGCAGAAAUAUUUCAAUUGUGCUCUCUUCAUUGUUUUUUUUUUUUUCUGUGAAGUGGUGAUUUGAUUUAAUUGUUAUUUUGUUGCAGUUUGUUUUCUGUUAUUUUUAGGCACAAUAAAUUACCUGUGUUUAUCUUUUGUUUUUAAUUCUUCCCUGUUUAUGAUGAAUUCUGAAGUUCAUGUCACAACUUCUAAUAUUCUUCCACCUACUUCCAAUACCCUUACACAGCCUUCAGGUUGGGGGGAUCUCAACUGAGGAUUUUUUGGCUUUCAUUCAUCAAGAGUUUGAUCAUUAUACGAAUUGACCUUCUUCUCCCAAUAAUGUUCAACUUCCUCCUGAAUCUUCCAGACCUAUUCAUGAUGAGGUGGAUUUUGACAGUCUUUUUUCCUCCAUUUAAGUAUGUUGGUGCUUUUUAAAGCCUCUCCUGCAGAAUCAGCUAGGCUUAACUCGGCUGUUUUGGAUAUGAUUUCUCAGGUGUGUUCUGUUUUAUCCAUUUUCCAGAUUUCAUAUGAUCCUGUUCCUUCCAUGUUAUGUGUAACCCAUUCCAUAAAGACCUUGUUUUCCCUGCUUCUCCUGACAUAAUUUCAUUUCUCAGUUGAGAGUGGGUAAUAGCAUGCCUCAUCCUCCAUGGGCUUCUGAUCAUUAUGCUUUGGUUUAUCAUCAGACUGAUCAACUCCCAGCAGUUUGAGUCACUUUUGCCUGUGUGUGGGACUGACCUUGAAAAUCCUAUCUGUUUAUCCCACACAUAGUUUUCCUGCCUUCCUCUUACCCUUACAGAUCUCCUACGGUACUGGUCCACCAUACGCCUUUCUGUGGCACUCCACCGAUUCCCUGAGGGAUUUUAGGGGAUACCUUUCUCUCAUUACUUUCCCAUUAGAAUGAUUGUCCUUUUCAGCCCUAUCUCUUCACACAUAGUUUCUUACUUGUUGGGAUCUUUUUGGGAGAGAUACUGUCUUGUCACAUGUUCACCUGCCUUCCACUUAUCUUUGUGACUUACAGAUGGCUCCGUUUCUCCAUCGGUCUGAUUUUGGAGAUAUUCCUGAGUCUUUGGGAUCAUUUGUGGAAUCUGUGAGACAACAUUAGACCCUUUCAUCUGUGGUUGUUCAUUUGUCUCAUUCUGAUCCCAUACCCUUUCCUGUUACUGUUUCCCAUCUUUUACCAGUUCCUAGGGGUUUGACAAUUUGUAAUGUUUCUCAACGUCAAGUUCAUUGUCACCAUCAGUUCUGAUGACUAUCCAGUGGGUUUCCAGUCCAGUUGGGGCAUGUUUGGCUGAUUGUAUUCUGUGGUGGGAAUUUACUACCAAUCCUUGGGUGAUCCAAGUUUUGUCAGAAGGACUUUUCACCCAUUUCAUUUUCUCUGCCCCUGUUGUCUCCUGUACUGAUAUUCUUCCCAUUACCUCAGGAUACUGCUAUCAGUCAGCAUCUAUCCAAGGCUGUGCUGACUCUUCUAUCACAGAGAGCUAUCGAUUGCUGUUGGCCAGCCUUCCCCAGACUUUUUGUAGUCCCCAAAAAAACUGGGGGCUGGCAUCCCGUGAUCAAUCUGUUCUGCAUCAACCACUUUUUUGGAUCUUCAACUCUUCACCAUGGAAUCCUUUCUCACACUAUGGUGGUUUAUUUUUCCAGGACUGUGGAUGACCAAGGUAGACGUCUUGAAUGCUAUCUCCAUGUUCCUGUUUCUCAUCAGCCCAGAUGCUAUCUUCGGUUUGUCCAACACAAAGUUGUGUAUCCAGUUUCAUGCCUUGCCUUUCGGACUUGUUUCACCACCAUAUGUCUUUUGACGGGUGGUCAAAAACCUUUGCCCAACUUGUGCAUGCUUGUGGAUUGCAUUUACACCACUACAUGGACAACUGACUCCUGCUAGCUCAUUCUGAACUCAAGUUUUCACAGCACACACCUCUGCUACUGACAAAAGUAGCUCAUGUGGGUUGGAUUUUCAAGUUGUAGAAUUCCUACCUUUUAUCUAUUCAGUAUCUUAUCCACUUGGGUGUAUUUUUCAACACCCACUUUAGUUGGGCCCAAUCUUCUGCACUUCAUCUCUGUUCAAUGGAGCUUUCAGUUCUCCAUGCCCUUUCUGCUCCCUCUCUUGAAUAGAGGGAAUCACAUGCAUCAGAAGGGUGUGUCAAACUCCUAUUGGUGAAGGGUUAUCUCAUUAUCAUUUAGAUGCAAGACACAGUGAACCACAUUAAUCAUGGGAUAAGUGGGAGCUCAAGGCUUGUGGCGUGCAAAAAAUAUUUGCAUAUAGAGGGCAGCACUGAACGAGAAUAGCUAUACAUAUGAGAAGAUCUAAGUACCUAUCAGAAAUAUAUUUUUAAUAUAGGAAAAUAAUAACUUUUGUCCUUUUGGUAGGUGAUUAAAGUAUAGUAAUUUAAAGAAAAUAUUAAACUAAGGUUUGUAAUAUUUGACAUAUUAGAAUAGAAACUACUUUAUCAAAUGAUAUAAUUUGUAUAUGAAAGAAAAUUAUAAAGAAUUUUAUUUUGAAAUAUUAUUUCUAUAAAAAUUAGAAAAAAAAAUGCAUAUGUGAAAUCUAAUAUAUUGGAAUAGAAUCUUCAUAAAAGUGGUAAAAUGGUAAAACUAAAAAGUGUAGACUGUAUUGUGUGGACAUUUUUUAUACUUUUGUUGGUUUGAUUAAAUUAUACCUUUGUUUUGGCUUUUUUUGUCAUACUUUGUUUGCAUUAAGUAUUAAUAGAUAUUUUUAUAUGUUACUGAAUCUAGCUAGAAAUAAUAUUGUUUUUAAAUCACUGUCUUAUUUAUGUAGUAUUGUGUCAGUUAUAUAGUUCUGAAUGAGAGACACUUUUAUCAGCUAAAAGAGAUAUUAGACUGUUAUAAAGAUUUUUAGUUUUAGCAUAAUAAAUGGACUUACAUG